GCGGCACGAUUUUGAAACAAUGGCCGACGCUGUGGAUUUUUUGGAAAAGUGGCCUGCUCAUGCUACUGGAAGAUCCUAUGCGAGAUCUCAAGCUUCCAUUGUAAACAGUAGAAUUGUUUCACUAUCAGAAGUCGAGACAAAAAUUUCAAAUCUGAUUCCCAAACCUAAGUUCCUGGAAACCCUUGAAAAAAAUAUAGCAGAUAGACUGAAAGACAUACAGCCAGAUGACAGAGACUCCAGAUUUCAAAUCUUCAAGGAAGCAUUCCAGUCAUUUAUUUAUUCUUUUAAAACCUACAAACAUUUUCUCUCCAGUAUAUACCAAGAAUACGAAGAGUUCCUCAAUUUUUAUAAGGCUGAGGCGCAAAAGUUAAGGCCAGUGAAAGAGUAUCUCUGGACGAUUUCACAGGAAUGUGAUGAACGUAUUCUUAAAAUUCAAAAGAAAGAAAAACCAGAGAUCAAUAGCUUAAGACGUGAAAUUGUACGACUUAGAGAUUUGAUUUCACAAUUAAAAGGGGAGAAGUUGGGCCUAGAAACUCAGGUUGGACAUUUAACUCAAUCAUUGAAAGAAGAACAUGAAAAAUUCCGAUAUGAAGCAGAUGCAAAGCUUUUGUUAAUUUCAGAAAUUAAUGCAAUGAGAAUGCAGUUUGAUGAAAUUGAAGUAAUCACUAAACAUGCACAAAUUAAAACAAACGAGAAUGACGAUCCAGUUCUUUUGAAAAUAGCUCUAGAACAAGCGAGAAAAGCACAAUCAGUUUCCGAAUUUGAAUUAGUUCAAUUAAAAGCAGAAUAUGUCAAUGUUAUGCCAAAAAACCGAUAUGAUAUGUUAAUGGAUGAAAAUCUCCAACUAAAAAAUGAUUUUGAAGCCAUAAUGAAGGAAUACGAAGGACUGAAUGAAUCAUUUAAACUUUUGAAAAACCAGUUAAAUGAAGUAAUGAAGCAACGCGAUGAAUCAGAAUCCAAGAUACAACAAAUGCAAAAAGUAUCAACACCCAGACCGGAAUGGAAUGAAGUUGGACGUAAAUUACCUGGUGGUUUAACAAAAUGGUUAGAAGAAACCGUUUCAAUGACAUCACAAGAGAAAAUGCAUUUCAUGGUCAAUCAGUUUACACUACAAAAUAAUGAAAACACUGAAUUCAAUCUAAAUACAUAUAUUAAGGAAGAAUUGAAUUUUAUCCCUUUAUUUUUGCAAACUGACUCAACUGUAAAACCCAGACCAAUGCAGCUGAGAGAUUGCCUGUUAAUAGUUCAUGAAUUAUGGUUAACGAGAAAAAGUGAGAAAGAUUUCAUUAAGGAACAAUCAUUAGGACAACGAAGACGUUUACUUACGUCUAGACGACUUUCACAGGUUCAGACGAGGUCACAUCCACCAGCUGGUACGCAAUCGAAAUCACCUAGUACUCAUCAUCAACACCGUGAUGUAUUUAAAUCAUUCGAUGAAUUCUUAAAUCAUUUCUUUAAACAAAUCUAUGGUAUUGAACAAAUUCGUAUUGAAUGGGCGCAUACAUUUUACAGUAUGUUAGUGAAAGAAACACAUUGUUAUAAAUUAAUUGAACUGAAAAAAAUUAUUGACAAUAAGAUGGAUGAAGAAUGUCACUGGCAUUUUGAAUCAUGGAUCAAAUCAAUUGAAGAACAAAUUCUACUAUUUAUUGACUCAAAUAAUAACAAUAAUAAUAGUAGUAUGAGUAAGUGAUGAUAAAUGAAAGGAAAUAAAUUAAUUGUUUUUUCAAGACUGAUCACGAACUGACUUCAGUUAGGGAAACAAUGAAAACUAGGGAAUACUACGCAGCCAUUCAGUCCAACUUUGGAACUCUUCAGCAGUAUGAAAUCUUGACUCCAUCCACUUAGGGUCGAAUCCAGGUCCUUUAGCAUGGAAGACAAGCUUGUUGACCAUCCAGCCAAUGGCACCGGAUCCAGUGACCCAUGAAUUUUAACUUAUGCCAAUCAGUGACAUGUAUCGUGACCGCCAGCCAAUGUCAUCAGAGAGUACUUGUGCUCACACCCAACUGAGUGGACCCCCCCCUGCCUAAGACUUCCUACUGUAACUUUAGGAAACUUUAUCCUGUAUUCAGACACUAGUUAGCACUAGAUCAAUUUUUAAAGUACUAGUUUUUGGUUCUGUAACUGAAGCCAGUCCGUAAAAAUCUUGAAGUGGAAUCGAAUUCCUGUAAACUAACACUUGAAAGCUAUUUUUUCACUUACUAGUUUUUCCACUGAACACAGAAGGUAUUCAUGAGAAAAAGAAAUUAAUUUUAAAACAAACACUUAGUGAAGCCUUGCUGGAUAUACUUGGUCAAAAAAAUCUGAACAGAUUAGAUACACUAAUUCAAACAGCUUCAGAGUAUGCAAGUUUACAAAUUAAAGAACCAUCUAACUUGUCCUCAUCCUCCACAUCAGUUGAAUUGCCAUCACUGUCAAAUCUAAAUAUGAAAGGAGGAAGUGAACCUAAUCAGUAUCAAGUCAGCAUACAGUAUAUGAUUGAUUUUAAUAAAUUAUUUGAAGAUAUACAUGCUGAAGAUAUUAAUCCAUUCAUAAGUGAAUUGCUGUCUGUUUAUAAGCAAUUGAAAACAGCCUUUAUUAAUGAUAUUGUUAGCGAAAUCCAAAAGUUAACGUCAAAUGAAGUACAACAAAACAGUAUAACAUUAACUGAGUUAAAAAAUGCAAUUGAAACAAUCUCCCCAUCUACCGCUGUAACAUUUAAUCUACAACCAAAAAGUGGAAAAACUAUUUCAACCCAGUCAGUACAAUCUCUAGAUGCUGAUUCAACUUUAGAAUGGAUAUUUAAAAUUAAUCCAAAUGAACCGCUAGUACAAUCAUUAACACUGAACACAUUAAUUAAACGACUUGAAGGAAGUAAUUUAUUUCCAGAUUAAUUUAAAGAAGGAGAAUCAAUUACGUUAUCUUUUAAAUGGUGGUGAACUAAUCAAAGACAAUUAACUGAUCACUAAAAUACUGUUCUUUCCACACAAUUUUAUAAGCGACCUUCAUAUAUCAAUGUUAUGCAUGCACGAUUUAAUGUUUGAAUCUAAAUAUUUAUUUAUAGUAUCUCUAAAAUUUGCUGUUCUGAUGAGUUUAUUUUUCGAAAAUGGAGCUAAAGGACGAGUACUACUGUAAAUUCAAUCGGUUAUGAUACAGUGAUUAUCCCGUAAUCAUUACUUGUAGACAGUUUUAAAUCUAUAGUUUACCCGUUGCCUAAUGUAGUCUUUGGGUAAAUUUCGCAUAGUCUGUCUUCUUUUCAAUAACAGCUUUUCAAAACAUUCACCUCAGCAAUCGAUCAUGCCGGUUAUUAUUAUUACUGAUAUUAUUCAUAAUAAUACUUUAAAUCCAUGGGUGUUAAUCUAGUCGGUUAGAAGAUAACUAGUGAAAUCAGGUUCAAAAAGCCAUUUAUCUACUGCAACUUAAUCAGUCAUAUACUUUUAGCAGCUUUUACACAAUAUAUAUAGGCAUAUGAUUCAGCAUGCAAAUGUGUACGUAUCAGCUCAGUUAAAUUCCUACUGAGUAUUUUCAUCGCGUUUUAGCGCAAUCCAAUUUUACAUUUUCAAUGGUUAAACAAAGAGAUCAGUACAAAACUGUAAGUAAUGGUGCAUCUAUUUAAGUUAAUACAGUCCCACAACAGUACUGAAAAAGACAAUCAACAGAAAUAUGAAAAGAUAAUGAAAAAAAAGAAACAUUUUUGAGAUGAAGAAGAUAAUAAUAAUAGCAUUGUUGUGAACCUCAAGUUUAUAUACAGUGCAGAGUUUGCAGCUUGGUUCUAUCUAUCCCUUAUGCAGAAUCCUCCAGCAAAAUGAUCCGCGUUGUAUCAUUAAAGGAAAUUUUAUUCUAUCCGCAAUAUACUGGAAACUCUGACAUUUUUGUGCCUUCAAAACAGACCAAACGGUGUGUGGAACAGAUUUUUCUUCAAGGACGUAAAUGCGUGUUUAAAACGGAGUAUAAUAGAUCUGUGGAAAAUUAGGUAGCCCAAUGAUUUAAACAUACCGUGUCCCAAUAAUAAAUAAAAGGUAAUUCAAUACUCAUACUUUCAGUAAUGAUUAAUAAAUAAAACGUCUACCUCAUUAUGCAAAUGAGAAAAAAGCUAUUUUAAUCCUUAGUUUCUUGAAGAACUAAUAAUAUUCACUGACUUUAUGAAGAAAUAAUCAAAAUUUAGACAUAUUUUGGUUACUGUUCUGUUUAAGAUUGAGUGAUAGUGAAAGCUUCGGAACUUAAACCAUCUAGCUCAAAGGAUACAAAACAACCCCAAGGAUAUCCAUUUACAUGGGCAACAAAUCUUCUGCAAUAUUUCAAAUGUAGAUAUACUCAGGUACAAGUUAACAGAUGAAAAAAUAUGAUGUAAAUUGUCUCCUAAAACCGAUGAUUACUUUGAUUUUAUUUGAAUGGGACAGCUGAUUAUCAUCUGUAUGAAAUUUCGUUCUCAUUUUUUAAAUAGAUUUACUAGAAUAACCCCUUGAAACUGAAUGAUCAGUUUUGAUAACAGUUUAUAUCAGCUUAUAAACGUCCCUUUAGAAAAGCAUACGUAACAGCAGAAGCCAAUAGAUGUGGUAAUUUGUCUUUCACUUUGUAGACAGCAUUGAAAAACAGGAGAAAUGUCAAUAAUAACACUGGUACACGGAAAGAAUGGUCUUCUAACAGAGUUCCAUAUUAUCAACUUGGAAUGUAAGCAGUUCAGCCGCAUUUGUAGUCUAGAUUUUUAAAAGGCAUACUUUCCUGUUUCUGUGGAGAGUUUGAAUCCAAUGUUUUCACCUAUAAAAUACAAAAUGGUAACAUUUUCUUGAGGAAAAAUAUCCCACUUUAAUUCAUCUAUAUUGUAAAUUCAUACGGGAUACAGUUAGAUUUCUCUUACAUGCCAAAUGUAACCAAAUGUGGAUGUCUACCAGUUUG
Molecule: messenger RNA, 4872 nt
Organism: Trichobilharzia regenti
Lineage: Eukaryota; Metazoa; Platyhelminthes; Trematoda; Strigeidida; Schistosomatidae
Source: the annotation of a GenBank genome assembly